Messenger RNA from Aspergillus heteromorphus CBS 117.55, 1619 nucleotides. Its product is annotated as N2227-domain-containing protein. Gene Ontology annotation, molecular function: S-adenosylmethionine-dependent methyltransferase activity. The coding region runs from base 164 to 1411 and encodes 415 amino acids. The transcript has 2 exons. Lineage: Eukaryota; Fungi; Ascomycota; Eurotiomycetes; Eurotiales; Aspergillaceae. The record is from RefSeq and is a predicted model, not a curated record.
CACUUACUUCUACUCUGUCCGCUCUUUCAGUCACUUUCUACCUUCUCGACAGUCGACUAGACCCGACAUUCCUGACUUAUGGCCUGUAAAAAGAAGCCAUCCAGAUUAAUAUGCUCUUGAACAUACGCAUCCAUCUGAAUUGACCACCCACACCCACACCAACAUGCCCGACCUGCCCGACGAACCGGAUGAGAUCCGGAGCUGGUCCGGCGAUUUCGACCCAUUGGCCGACCACGACGAGCGGAGAGUGCUCUUUGCGACCUUGGAUUCGUUUCGACAAUACCGACGAACGGCGCACCAGAACACCACGCACCGGCGGCGGCAGGCCUUCUACGCCCUCCCGUCCGCCCACUGGCAGAUGCUCGCGGAGCCGCCGUUCUCCAUCCUCGAUAACUUCAACCGGGUCGACGACGCGAUUGACGUGAACGCUGAGAUCGCCGACGCCAUCCUCGCCACGGGCCUCGCCUCGUUCGGGCUCCCCGCGACCCCGGACCCCGCCGACCCCAGCCAGAACUGGCACGGCACGGCCAAUUCCGCGGACGUGAACAAGGCGCACUCGACCCUGCGCCAGUUCUACCGGGACUGGAGCGCGGAAGGGCAGUCGGAGCGGGAGGCGUGCUAUGCCCCGGUGCUGCAGGACCUGCGCAACGAGUUCGGAGGCCGGGCUGGCGGGACCGAGGAGGAUGAGGUCAAGGUGCUUGUUCCUGGCGCGGGGCUGGGACGACUGGUGUUUGAGGUCUGCGCGGCGGGCUUCGCGGCCGAAGGGAACGAGAUCUCGUAUCAUCAGUUACUGGCGAGUAGCUGGGUGUUGAACCACACGACGGGGGCGCGGCAGCACACGCUGCAUCCGUUCGCGCUGCACUUCUCGAAUCUGCUGUCGCGAGACCAGCAGUUACAGACGGUGCAGAUCCCCGAUACGCACCCGGGGACGACGAUGGUGGAGGCGCAGGGAAGCGCGACGCCGUUCGGGAAGAUGAGCAUGUCGGCGGCGGACUUCACGGUGCUGUACAGCAACCCGAGCAACGAGGCGGUGUUCGACGCGGUGGCCACGGUCUUCUUCAUCGACACGGCGCCCAAUCUGAUCCGGUAUAUCGAGGCGAUCCGACACUGCCUGAAGCCCGGGGGCAUCUGGAUCAACGUCGGACCGCUGCUGUGGCAUUUCGAGGACGGCAGCAACCGCAGCCACGGAGGCAGCGAUGAGACGCAGGACCAGGGGAUUGGCGAGCCGGGCAAUGUGGAGCUGACGGAGACAGAAGUGUUUUGCCUCGUGGAGCGCAUGGGAUUUGCGAUCGAGAAGCGCCAGGCGGGACAUGAGCGGCCGUGGUGUGGGUAUAUUCAAGACCCGAAUAGCAUGCUGGUGCCGCUGUACCGGCCGUCGCAUUGGGUGGCGAGGAAGAAGAUAAAUCUAUGAUAUUGCGAGUGAUUCUGGGUGUGUGGUGUAGUGUGGUGUGGUGUAUAUGGCUGCCUGACAGUAUCUAUCGUAUGGUAAAGAAUGGUACCGGACCAGACAGCCAGACAGACAGACGGAAGAUCGGCGAGGACUUUCAGCCGCAGCGCAACCAACCAAACAAAGAAAACGGGAACCGGGCAAGGCUGGGGAGUCGCGAGGCUUAGCGGCG